Molecule: messenger RNA, 1260 nt
Organism: Aplosporella prunicola CBS 121167
Lineage: Eukaryota; Fungi; Ascomycota; Dothideomycetes; Botryosphaeriales; Aplosporellaceae
Exons: 7
Coding region: 1-1260 (419 amino acids)
Biological process (GO): inosine salvage; nucleotide metabolic process; nicotinamide riboside biosynthetic process
Molecular function (GO): magnesium ion binding
Source: RefSeq, a predicted model, not a curated record
AUGACGACCAGAUACAGAGUUGAAUAUGCACUCAAGACUCACCGUCGCGAUCAACUGAUCGAAUGGAUCAAGGGGCUGCUGGCCGUGCCAUUCGUGCUACACUCGCAGCCGACCGCCGUGUUUGAGCCUCGCCAUGGGAGCACCGAGGAAAUGGCCUCGAUUGCCCACCGCAGAUAUGCCGAAAUCUUGCGUGAUGUAGAAGAACUUAUCAACGACCACAUUGCCCACCAAAGAGCGGGCACCGAGAACCACUCGAAGCUCAGGCUCCUCGUCCCCGCCGUGUCCAAAUUCUUCACGCCAUUGCUCCUCCAUGAUGCCUUCGUCUACCAAGAUGCUCGCCGCUUCAUCAGUCACCGCCGCUUUGUGGCCCCUUCGUUCAACGAUAUCCGGAUCAUUCUCAACACUGCCCAAGUCAUGUCUCUGGUCCGCGCUGGUCCCUUGCAGCUUGUCACAUUCGAUGGAGAUGUAACGCUUUACGAUGACGGCCAAUCACUGACUCCAGACAACCCCAUCAUCCCGCGGAUCCUCGGCCUCAUGCGCAACGGCACGAGCAUCGGCAUAGUGACUGCAGCCGGCUACACCGAAAGCCGGCGAUACUACGAGCGCCUGUAUGGUCUUCUAGACGCGAUCCACUCCUCAGACCUGCCCGCGCACCUCAAGCAAAACAUCAUCGUGCUCGGAGGCGAGAGCAGCUACCUCUUCAAGUACUCCGAUGAUGCGCCGAAUCUGCUCAAGUUCGUCCCACGCAAGGAGUGGAUCCUGGAAGAGAUGCAAUCCUGGACCGAGGAAGACGUCACCGCUCUGCUCAACGUAGCGGAGGCGGCCUUGAAGGAAUGCGUAAACAACCUGCGUCUCCCGGCCCAGCUGAUCCGGAAAGAGCGUGCCGUGGGUAUUAUUCCUGCCCCUGGUGGCCGGUUCACACGAGAGCAGCUCGAAGAGACGGUAUUGGUAACGCAGAAGAUCCUUGAAAUGUCGGACGUCGGCCAGCGGCUUCCCUUCUGCGCCUUCAACGGCGGCAACGACGUCUUCGUCGACAUCGGCGACAAGUCCUGGGGCGUGCUGUCCUGCCAGCGCUUCUUCGGCGGCAUCGACGGCAGCAAGACACUGCACGUAGGGGACCAAUUCCUCUCGGCCGGGGCCAACGAUUUCAAGGCCCGACUGGCGUGCACGACGGCCUGGAUCGCGAACCCGACUGAGACAUGCCAGCUGCUGGACGAGACGGCGGAGUUGGAUGCGCUGCAACAGCGUAAGACGGUUUAG